This is a messenger RNA of Eubalaena glacialis (North Atlantic right whale), 1461 nucleotides long. It is a transcript of the gene UBE2D1, whose product is annotated as ubiquitin conjugating enzyme E2 D1. Lineage: Eukaryota; Metazoa; Chordata; Mammalia; Artiodactyla; Balaenidae. The coding region runs from base 226 to 669 and encodes 147 amino acids. Gene Ontology annotation, molecular function: ubiquitin conjugating enzyme activity. The record is from RefSeq and is a predicted model, not a curated record. Gene Ontology annotation, biological process: protein polyubiquitination; ubiquitin-dependent protein catabolic process. The transcript has 7 exons. Gene Ontology annotation, cellular component: nucleus.
CAAAAGAGUCUCGCCGGCGUCCCCGCCCGCAUAGUCGCGCACACUCGCGCUCGGGCGCCCUAGGAACAGGCACCGGCGCCCGGAGCGAGCCAGAGAGCGGCGAGCCGGGGAUCCACCCGGCUGAGCCAGCCGAGGAUUCGGCGAGCCGAGCCCACGACGACCCCACGCCCCCAAGCCCCGCAGCCGCCCCCAGCCGGCCGGUAUCCCCGCCGCCCUCCCUGACCCAUGGCGCUGAAGCGGAUUCAGAAAGAAUUGAGUGAUCUACAGCGCGACCCACCUGCUCACUGUUCGGCUGGACCUGUGGGAGAUGACUUGUUCCACUGGCAAGCAACUAUUAUGGGGCCCCCUGAUAGCGCAUAUCAAGGUGGAGUCUUCUUUCUCACUGUACAUUUUCCGACAGACUAUCCUUUUAAACCACCAAAGAUUGCUUUCACAACAAAAAUUUACCAUCCAAACAUAAACAGUAAUGGAAGUAUUUGUCUUGAUAUCCUGAGGUCACAAUGGUCACCAGCUCUGACUGUAUCAAAAGUUUUAUUGUCCAUAUGUUCUCUGCUUUGUGACCCUAAUCCAGAUGACCCCUUAGUACCAGAUAUUGCACAAAUCUAUAAAUCAGACAAAGAAAAAUACAACAGACACGCAAGAGAAUGGACUCAGAAAUAUGCAAUGUAAAAUCAAAAAAAAUUUCAUAUAUACCAGAGUACUGUAAAAUCUAGGUUUUUCUCAACAUUAGCAGUAAAUCGAGCACUGUUUACUGUUUCAUUGUACCAUGAAAUCCUUUGAUUUUUACCCAUUUUAAAUGUAUUUCUGAAGCAAGACAAAACAAACUUCCAAAAAUAUUCUUGAGACUGUGAUGAGAGCAUUUAUCAUUUUGUAUGCAUUGAGAAAGACAUUUAUUAUGGUUUUUAAGAUACUUGGACAUCUGCAUCUUCAGCUUACAAGAUCUACAGUGCAUCUGAAAAGCAACCAAAUUAUUUUUUGCUGAAACUAGAUGUUUUUACAUGAAAAAUACUGUAUGUGUUGUCUAAGAUGUCAGUUAUAUAAAUCUGUAUACAGAUUUCAUUCUUUGUUAGCUCACUUUAUAAUUUGUAUUUUUUUACUGUAUAGACUAAAUAUAUUCUAUUUACAUGUAUGUCAACUCGUUACUUUUUUCCUGUGAACAGUAUUGAAAAAACCCAACAGCUGAUAAUGAAAUGAAUUAACUGUCCGUCUCCCUUGUCUUAGGGUAUUCUGUAGAUUGAUUGCAGAUUUCUUAAACCUGAAAUGAUCUUUACACUGUAAUUCUCAGUAUACUGAUUAUGGAGAAACACUUGUUUUGAUUUUGUUAUACUUGACUUAACUUUAUUACAAUGUGAAUUAAUUGCACUGCUAAGUAGGAAGACGUGUAACUUUUAUUUGUUGCUAUUCACAUCUGAAUUUUUUUCUGUAUAGGCAAUAUUAUAUUGACACCUUUUACAGAUCUUA